AACCAGACGCGGCACAGAACACACCUCACACGCAGAAUGACAGCCAAAAUCAAGCUGCGGUCGCAGCUGCAUCUCAUGACUGGCUUCAUGGCGGGAUUUAUCUUCGCCUUCGUGCUGCUCCUGUACGUCUACGAUGUGAACCGUGCGUCACCGUGGUGCACCAGCUCCUCCACAUUGCCGACGGCCACAACAGCACCCCUGGCAAGGUUUGAGGAGGCGCCGGCCGCAAGGAUUCUCUGCAUGGUGCUCACCUGUCCAGAGAAUGUGCAGAGUUUGGCGCGACAUGUCCAUGCCACUUGGGGCAAGCGAUGCAGCCGCCUGGUGUUUGUCAGCAGUGAGAGCUACGAGCCGCUAGGAGUCGUCCAGGUUGUGGAUCCCAGCGGUGGCGGCUAUGAGGAUCUGUGGAACAAGACCCGCGAGGGUUUCCGCCAUAUCUGGCAGGAGUACGGACAGGACUUCGAUUGGUAUCUGAAGGCAGACGAUGAUACUUAUGUCAUCAUGGAGAACAUGCAGUACCUGCUCUCCGCCUAUGACCCGACAACGCCUGUGUAUUUGGGCUACAAGAUGACCCGCUAUAAUGUGAGCUACAUGUCUGGCGGCGCCUCCUAUGUCCUGAGCCGCGAGACCCUGCAUCGUUUCAUGACCCAAGCUUAUGAAUCUGAAGUGGUUUGUCCGCAGCCCAAGAGAAUGGGCAUUGAGGACUUCUACAUGGGCAUCUGUCUGCAGAAUGUGGGCGUUCAUUUGGUGGACUCUGCACAGGCGCUGGGAGGGGACGACGCAAAGCACAAAUUCAUGCCAUUGGAUCUGGAGAGCUAUAUGUCCGACUCUAACGCUACAACCCCGGACUGGUUGCGGCUGAUGAGUGUGUCCGAGGUCGAAACUGGCUUCAAUUGCUGCUCCAAUUAUUCGGUGGCCUUUCAUUAUGCCAGCCCCGAACGGAUGUACCUCUAUGAGUUUUUGCUUUAUCAUCUACGAGUUUUUGGACGCCGCGAACCCUCAGAGCAUCACACCAGACACCACUUGACCGCAACGGAUUUGAUGAGGAGAUUUCCACUGGAGGACAAUUCGUUCAUAAAAGAUUUACAAAAAAUGUCAGAGAAGCCAGAUAAUUUCUAAAUUCUACAUAUAAGACUCCCGCCUUCUUCAUGUGAUUCUAAUAUUAAUAAAUUAGGCAUAAGAAACUUUA
Molecule: messenger RNA, 1186 nt
Organism: Drosophila persimilis
Lineage: Eukaryota; Metazoa; Arthropoda; Insecta; Diptera; Drosophilidae
Product: glycoprotein-N-acetylgalactosamine 3-beta-galactosyltransferase 1
Exons: 4
Coding region: 37-1116 (359 amino acids)
Cellular component (GO): membrane
Molecular function (GO): N-acetylgalactosaminide beta-1,3-galactosyltransferase activity
Source: RefSeq, a predicted model, not a curated record